GGCUUAUGCUUCUUGUUUUCCUUAUGCUUCUACAGAACUACUUCAGAUUAUCACCGGGAUUUUGCUUCUCUGAUGGACUGGCUUCAUUAGCUCUUCUAAGGCAAGGGAUGAAAGACAAAUCCAGUCACGGGGUUUUAGAUUGGAAUGUGACUGGAGCAUCAAUCUGUUAUCUAGGUCUUGAGAGUAUCUUCUACUUCCUUGUGACACUUGGUCUUGAGCUCUUGCCUGUUCAAAAGAUAAUGUCUAUCUCCAUAAGCGAUUGGUGGCAGAACUCUAAAGUUCUCAAGCACAGUGCUGGGGGGUCUGGUCAUUUAGAGCCACUUCUCAAGGAUUCACCAGAUGGAGUUUUACUCGAUAUUGAGGAUGAUGUAGAUGUGCAAAAUGAAAGAGCCAGGGUGCUCUCAGGUUCUACUGACAAUGCCAUAUGCUACUUACGAAACUUACGGAAGGUAUUGUAGUAUGGUCCGUUUUUUCUCAAAUGUGUUAAC
Molecule: messenger RNA, 488 nt
Organism: Tarenaya hassleriana
Lineage: Eukaryota; Viridiplantae; Streptophyta; Magnoliopsida; Brassicales; Cleomaceae
Product: ABC transporter A family member 1-like
Exons: 2
Coding region: 6-458 (150 amino acids)
Source: RefSeq, a predicted model, not a curated record